This is a messenger RNA of Arabidopsis arenosa, 690 nucleotides long. NCBI's taxonomy places the organism in Eukaryota, Viridiplantae, Streptophyta, Magnoliopsida, Brassicales, Brassicaceae. The record is from the annotation of a GenBank genome assembly.
GAUUCUCCGAAUGGAUAAUGUAACCGUUUAGCUCUCUCUUCCUCUAUCUCUCUCUACACUUCCAUAAAUCGUACGGCCAUGAGCUUGGCUUCGAUUUCCUCGUCGCCGCCGGUGGCUUCGCCGUACUUCCGCUGCCGAACUUACAUCUUCUCCAUAUCUUCGUCACCUCUCUGUUUAUAUUUCCCGCGCGGUGACUCAACUUCUUCCCUCAGGCCACGAGUUCGCGCCUUGCGAACGGAAUCUGACGGUGCUAGGAUUGGUAACACGGAGUCUUACGGUUCGGAAUUGCUUCGUCGGCCGCGUAUUGCGUCUGAGGAAAGCUCUGUAGAGGAGGAAGAGGAGGAAGAGAGCGGCGAAGGAUGAUUCUUCACUCUGGAAAAUAUGCAAACCGAGAUAGGCUAAGCCCGGAGCACGAGAGAACAAUUGUUGAGAUGCUGCUUCCUUAUCACCCCGAGUUUGAGAAGAAGAUUGGAUGUGGAAUAGACUAUAUCAUGGUUGGGCAUCACCCAGAUUUUGAGAGCUCUCGGUGUAUGUUUAUAGUUCGAAAAGAUGGAGAAGUAGUUGACUUUUCGUAUUGGAAAUGCAUAAAAGGGCUAAUAAAAAAGAAGUAUCCUCUGUAUGCAGACAGUUUCAUCCUCAGACAUUUUCGCAAACGUAGGCAGAACAGAUGAAUGAAGCUUAUGUAGAUUC